CCGAGUUCCUGAUACAUAUGAAAUGAACCCCGUCGGCUUCUCUGACUAUUCCAUUCAGUUCCUUUUCUUCCCUUCUUCUUCUUCUUCUCCUCCUCCCUUCACCAUCUCCCCACCAAAACCCCUGGCUUGUCCCGUCUGUCGUUACACAGCUUAGCUCUUGUCGACCCAUCUCGUAUCUCUCUGCACAUAUAUCCGCCGUUUAGCGUCCUCUCCCCCUUUUGCUGCUGCUGCUCUCCUUCGUUGAAGCAUCAUCACGACAAGAACAUCACAAUAGUGUUCCCACGCCCGCAAUCACUGACCGUACAUCCUCGGAGGAAGAGCCGCCAGUCCGUUUCGUCAACAUCAGGCCUCCUCACCGAAUCGUCGACCACUUUUUAGCACCCUGGCCGUCCAAAACAAAACAAAAAAACUGUCACCCGGACACACCUCGAACCAUCAACAUCUUCUGGAAAAGGCUUCGAUCCCAGCCCGUAUACAUAAACAAACGUCGAAAUGCCUUCGUUCAAGAGUACCCUCUUCGCUGUGGUUGCGGCCUUCGUCGCUACCGCCCAGACCGACUACGUUAUCGACCCUUCUAGUGUCCGUCUGUCCGUAAGGCAGGGCUGGUGUCAAGACCAGAAGGCCUCGUGCCCCGUCAUCUGCCGAGAGAUCUCGAACAAGCCCGUCCAGGUCAAUGAAUGCGAUCCCCAAGCCCUUACCUACGGCUGCAUAUGCGGCAACGGCCAGCAGCCCAACAUGUCCGAGUACUCUGUGACACUGCCGUACCACGUCUGCCAAGAGUACGGCAAUCAGUGCGUUGCCAACUGCGGCCUCGGCUCCAACACGUGCUCCAACGACUGCCGCGUCAACAACCCGUGCGGCGCCCAGAACCCUACGCGCGUUAACACGACGUCGAGCGCCGGCGCUGACGCGACGGCCUCUGCUACGGCCACCGAGUCCGCCAACGCCGUCUUCACCGGUAUCGCUGGCGAGAACGGCAGCUCGGGCUCUGGCUCCAGCGCCGCCGCGACCCUGGAAAUGGGUCGCAGCGCCGGAUUGGCCGUCAUUGUUGGUAGCGUGCUCGGUGCCGUCGCGUUUCUGCUUUAGGUAAACGGUCAACAACCGGCCGGCUUGACGGAAGGAGUCGGCGGGAGGCAGAAGAGAAACAAGAGAAAGAAAGAGAAGGAGAGGAGGGAGGCUCAUGGGAGAGGUGUGGGGGUUUUUGUCGUGUGUCUCCCGCCUCGUCCACUCUUUUAUACCCUCUUGCACAAAGCUUUUUUCUAUUUACCACAUGCUCGGCGUUACACGGGCGCGGGAUCGAAAUGACGGGCGGCAGGGGGGGUCCGUUCGGCAUGACGCAAAACAAAUUAAUGUCUUUUAAUACUCCUACUUCUUUUCCAGGCAGAACACGGCAUCAACAGGAAAAGACGGGCCGAGGAUGAGGGUAAUGGGUGAAAUGUUAUUAGGUUUUAUAGCGUUUUUGGCGAGUCGUCUGCAGGAAUAAUGUCGACGAAGAGUCGGACUAGAAGAAUGAAAUCAGAAGCAAAAUGGAGGUUCCACGGUAGAUGAAAAUGAAGAAAAAGGAAUCAGUGUCUCGUGCCAACGCCCCUACUACUUAGCGUUCAGGACCCCUCACGUCUUCC
Messenger RNA from Colletotrichum destructivum, 1622 nucleotides. RefSeq lists its product as uncharacterized. The coding region runs from base 493 to 1086 and encodes 197 amino acids. Lineage: Eukaryota; Fungi; Ascomycota; Sordariomycetes; Glomerellales; Glomerellaceae. The record is from RefSeq and is a predicted model, not a curated record. The transcript has 4 exons.